Diaporthe batatas is the source of this 2252-nucleotide messenger RNA. RefSeq lists its product as uncharacterized. Gene Ontology annotation, molecular function: transmembrane transporter activity. The record is from RefSeq and is a predicted model, not a curated record. The transcript has 3 exons. Gene Ontology annotation, biological process: transmembrane transport. The coding region runs from base 177 to 2147 and encodes 656 amino acids. Lineage: Eukaryota; Fungi; Ascomycota; Sordariomycetes; Diaporthales; Diaporthaceae. Gene Ontology annotation, cellular component: membrane.
GAUUAAGCGAGGAGGCGAGCACGCGACCAGCUUCCCAAGGCGGGAAGGCGGGAAGAGCGCCCAGAAGUUCAUUUUUAACAUUCUUCUUCCGCAUCUAGGCCAUAUCGGAAACAAGCUCAUCACCGAUCCCGUCCCCGAGGCUUGUUAGUUUUCCAACGCUCUGCCUUGACGCCACAAUGCACCAAGAAGUCAGAGCCGACCGACACUGGCGGCUCUCCGGCCUUCGACUGCCGGAUCCCAUGCGGCCGAUCGAUGUCCAUCCGGAUAUCGACCACAUCACUGACCGGCACGAGCGGGAAAUCGCCAUUCUCCGCAUCCUCGAUUGCAUCGGUUUUAACUGGCCAGUCUUCUGCGCGGUCGCCAUUGGCUUCCUGGCAACCUCAUACAGCCUGUUCGCCACGAACUUCGUGAAGCCCGCGCUUCUCUACGUCUAUCCUCCGAGCAACCAGUCCAAGCAGGACAUCGGAGAAGUCCUCGACCUGACGACCCUGAGCUCCACCCUGGUCGGCAUGGUCGUCUUCGGGCACUUUGCCGACCGGGGCGGGCGGAAGAAGCUCUACGGCUGGGAGCUUAUCAUUCUCAUUUUCGCGACGGUCGGGCUGGUCUUGUCCUCUCAGGGAUUCAUGAGCCAGGGCGUGGACGGCAACACAGAGUCCUCUAUGAGCAUCUACGCGUCCAUCAUCUUCUUUCGCUGCUUAUUAGGAUUGGGAAUCGGGGCAGAGUAUCCGGUCUCGGCUGUCAUAGCCUCUGAAUUCGCCUCUACCGAUACCAGGGCUACAAUGAUGGCUUCGAUCUUCCUGAUGCAAAGCGUCGGCCGCUUUCUCGCCAUCGGCAUUGGCCUGGGAUCAUUACGAAGACUCAUGGAGCACUACGACCUGAAUAUGGAUGAGCCUAAUGUGGGGGCAAACGAGAUAAAAGCCAAAAUCGUCAUUGAUAUUGUGUGGCGAACUGUCAUCGGUGUUGGCGGUGCUAUUGCACUCGUUGCUGUUGGUCUUCGCCUUACCAUGCCAGAAUCACCCAGGUACUACUCUGGGAUUCGGAAAGACCUGCGACAGGCAGCCAUAGCCGUCCAACAGGCCGGCGGGGAUCUCAGCGCGGAGCAACGACCAGAAACAUCACUCUCGACAGGGACACAGCACAGCUACAGCAAGAACGACCACGAGCCGACGCCAUGGUUCAAGGCCGCACAGAAGUACCUGAAGGAGGGCGGUUGGAAGCCCCUUCUGGGUAUCUCAAGCAUAUGGUUCCUUUUGGACGUGUGCUUUUAUGGAACCAGUCUGGACAGCCCGGCGACAUUGAAUGUGCUCUGGCUUGAGACCGACGUGUUCAACACGACCGGGCAUUUUGUCAACGGCACCGUGGCUGUUUGGAACUCGACCUUGCCCAUUUGGAAUGCGAAUCCCGCACUUCCCAAUGCUACCAUCCAGCGGGCCUUGAACGACAAUGCUGUGCGGACAUUGCUGCUGUCCUCAAUUGCAUCGCUGGCUGGGAGCCUGGUGGCUAUCCCCAUGGUCCACUAUGCGAACCGCAAGAGAUUAUUGAUCUACACAUCUGUGGCCCUCUCCUUUCUGUUUAUUGCCACAGGAGCCAGCGUUGUGAGGACAUUUAGCAGACCAACACAUUACCUCAGUAUGGUCUUUUUCGCGCUGGCUCAGUUCAUGUUCAACGUUGGGCCGAACACGCUUACUUUCAUCAUAACAGCUGAAGUAUUCCCGACGGUCUUUCGCGGCUCAUUCUACGGCAUUGCUGCUGCUUCAGGGAAGCUCGGAGCCAUCGUGAUCAGGGCCAUAGUGGCUCACACGGGCGAUGGGUAUAAAGCGCUCGUGGCAUAUUUGUUUGUGUUCAGCGUCAUCAUGCUCGCGCUGGCUGUCAUUGCCAUGAUCCCAGGGGCCCUACCAGAGGUUCAGAAGGAUAUACGGAAACGUCCGAAGCAACGCGUCCCUCCCAGUCCAGCAUUGACGCCUAUGAACUAUCCUCCGCUAAGUGCAGGUGAUUCCGCCGCUCACUGGUGGGAUCCAUAUCUUCCAAGGAGGUGGAAAAACAAAGCGCUCGAAGACAUUGCGCGGUACCCGUCACCGCAAGAUGAAUUCGCUCUACAGAGAGAUAACGACAUGGGGUUAAAAGAAGAUGAGAAACUGUACAUAUGAGUCGCAGGGAGGAAUUAAUAUCAUGACGAGCGAAAUACCAUAUAUAGAUUCAUAUAGAGAGUUUGAACAGGGUUUCAGCCGCCCAAAAACACCUCAUUCACCACG